This is a messenger RNA of Alternaria triticimaculans, 1863 nucleotides long. RefSeq lists its product as uncharacterized. NCBI's taxonomy places the organism in Eukaryota, Fungi, Ascomycota, Dothideomycetes, Pleosporales, Pleosporaceae. Gene Ontology annotation, molecular function: beta-N-acetylhexosaminidase activity. Gene Ontology annotation, cellular component: membrane. The record is from RefSeq and is a predicted model, not a curated record. Gene Ontology annotation, biological process: glycosaminoglycan metabolic process; carbohydrate metabolic process. The coding region runs from base 1 to 1863 and encodes 620 amino acids. The transcript has 2 exons.
AUGAAGCCUCAUACAUGUACUACACUAUCUCUUCUCAUAUCCUUAGUAGCAGCCAUUUGGCCUGUACCUAUCUCCCACGAAUAUGGCGAUGCUGUUCUUUUCAUUAGAGAAGAUGUACCAUUCUACUGGUAUGAACCUGGCGCAAGAAAUGUAGGCUCAAUCAUGGAUCAGAUCCCUCUUCUCUUCGGGUUCAAUUCUAAUCAAGUUCCAUACGCACAGGACAGCAGCAACCUGAAAUUGCGCACGCAAUACACAGGACCGGUGCCUAGCGACAGAUCCGAAACAGCUACCCAGGAAGGCAUCACCAGCGACGACAUUGUUGUUUACGCCAUCAAUUCUACAUGGGCAACACUCUUCCAAACCAACUUUUACCCAUGGAAGUUUCACCCUAGAGACUGGGAUGAGCCGUCUCCAAGCCAGUCGAAUACGUCAUACAUCUCUCGCAUCGACGUCAAAGUGCUCAAAACCGCCGGCCCUAAUGUUACCAAGCCACUUGCUGGGGAGGUUGACGAAUCCUAUAGUCUAACCUUGACAAAAGAGGGGGUUGCAAGCAUCAGCGCAAACACCAGCGUAGGGAUAGCAAGAGGCUUGACAACAUUCUCUCAACUCUUCUAUGCGCACUCCGAUCAGCAGCAUGUAUACACCCCCUUGGCACCCGUGCAAAUCACCGACGGUCCAAAAUUCCAACACCGCGGCAUCAACCUCGAUGUGUCACGUAACUACUUCUCCACGGCGGACAUCAAACGCCAGAUCGACGCUGCCGCCUACAACAAGAUGAACCGCUUCCACCUUCACGUGACAGACAGCCAGUCCUGGCCCUUGGAGAUCCCCUCUAUGCCCGAGCUAUCCGCCAAGGGAGCAUACCGACCCGAUCUAGUCUACACAGCCGACGACUUCGCAAUGAUACAACGCUACGCUGCGAUCCAAGGCGUGGAAAUGAUCACCGAAAUCGACAUGCCAGGCCACACCUCAAGCAUCCACUACAGUAUGCCAGAGCUAAUAGCUGCGUUCGGCAUCCAGCCAGACUGGAACACAUACGCCGCCUCUCCACCCUCUGGAACAUUGAAACUGAACUCGCCCGCUGUCUACGAUUUCCUGGAGAAGCUUUUCGAUGAUGUACUACCUAGAGUGUCUCCGUACUCGACGUACUUCCACACCGGUGGCGACGAAGUAAAUAAAAACGCGUAUUUGUUUGAUGACACGGUCAAGAGCAAUGAUUCGGCGAUCCUGCAACCGCUCAUGCAGAAGUUUGUCGAUCGGAACCAUGACCAGGUACGCGCCAUGGGACUUACACCUGUGGUGUGGGAAGAGAUGCUGCUGGAAUGGAACCUAACGCUCGGUUCCGAUGUACUCGUGCAAUCGUGGCAGAGCGACGAAGCAGUUGCACAGAUUGUGUCAAAGGGACAUAAAGCCAUAGUUGGGAACUACAACUACUGGUACCUCGACUGCGGUAAAGGCCAAUGGCUAAACUUCGACCCCUCCGUUAGCGCGCAAUACUACCCCUACCAAGACUACUGCGCCCCCUUCCACAACUGGCGUCUCAUCUACUCGUACGACCCGUUACACGGUGUCCCUGCCGAGAACCAGCAUCUUGUUAUCGGCGGCGAAGCGCACAUGUGGGCCGAACAGACCGAUCCCGUUAAUGUCGAUAGGAUGAUUUGGCCGCGUGCUGCUGCUGCGGCGGAGGUGUUGUGGUCGGGUGCCAAGGACGAGAUGGGUCAGAACAGGAGUCAAAUUGAUGCGGCGCCUCGGUUGAGUGAGAUGAGAGAAAGGUUGGUGGCCAAGGGGAUUGGGGCGGAGCCGAUUCAGAUGCCGUAUUGUACUAUGGAGGGGAAUGUAUGUUCAUUGGGUAAUCUUGGUUAA